AUUAAAACAUUACUGUUUAUAUUACAUUCUCCUUCGUUAAACAUUGUUUUUUUUGCUUUGGACAGGAUCUCGUUCACCUUCACGUGAACAACAGGACAGUAUGGCCACCACUGUUGCUGUCAGUCCCAGUGAAUACCUCCAGCCCUCCAACGCUUCCUCACAAGACGCCCAGCCCUCCCCUCUGGCCCUCUUGGCCGCCACCUGCAGUAAGAUCGGCCCUCCUGCUGCUCAGGCUCCCAUCGCCUCCCCUCCAGCUCAGCCGCAGCCUCGCCGGCUCCUCCCCAUAAAGCCGGCCCCCAUCGCCCCCGCUCCACCCAAGAACCUGGGUUUCCUCUCCGCCAAGGGCAAUGUGAUCCAGCUGCCCGCCGGCCUCGGCUCCACGGCCCCCGGCAGCCCCAUCGUGCUCACCAUCCAGCAGAGCCCGGCCCGCACCAACACCUCGGCCCCCGGCAACAUCCAGUACCAGAUGAUGCCGCAGAUCCAAGGUGCCCAGACCAUCCAGAUGAUGCCACAGGGAGGUCAGAUCCAACUCAUCCCCGGCACCAACCAGGCCAUCAUCACCACGCCCAUGAGCGUACCGGGCCCCAUGGCCGCCACGGCUCCGGUCACACCGCAGAAGACCGUCGCCAUCAAGCCCUCCCCAAAGUCGCGCAAGCCAAACAACUCUGCUGCAAACAUGGUGCAGCUGCCCGGCGGGAUCACGCUGCCGUUCAACGUGGCGACCGGAGAGGUGGGCGGGACUCAGUACAUCACGGAGACGGCGGUCGCCCCUCCCAAAGCAGGGAAGGGAGCGCGGGGGAGGAAGAAGAAAGUGGUUCUGGCUGCUUAUCCUCAGCCUCCUGCACAGGCGGCCUCUCCACCCCCGGAGCAGAUGGAGACCAUCCUGAUAGAAGCUGGAGACAACAUCAUUCAGGCCGGUAACAACCUCCUGAUCGUGCAGAGUCCCGGGCAGCCUGCUAUGGUGCAGCAGGUGCAGCUGGUCCAGUCCAAACCGGAGUCCCAGGUGGUCCAGAUCCCCCAGCAGGCCCUGAAGGUGGUGCAGGCCGCCUCCGCCACAUUACCGACCGUCCCACAGAGACAGUCGGUGCCCUCGAGCCUGCAGGUCACUCAGGCCGAGCCAACACCAACACAGAUCCUUUUCAAAACAGCAUCCGGUGAGUGGCAGUCUGUUCAGAUCCAGGACUCCGUCUCCACGACAACGACCCCCACCACUUCGGUCGCCACCGUCUCCACCUCGCCGCCGGCCGGCAUCAAGAGGACGCAGUUGGGGGGGCGGAAGGAACGGACUCUCGCCAAAAUCGCUCCCGCGGGGGGGAUGAUAUCGUUGAACACGCCGCAGCUCUCCUCGACGACGCAGGCGGUGCAGACGAUCAGCAUCAACGGCGUCCAAGUGCAGGGAGUUCCUGUCACCAUCACCAACGCGGGGGGUCAGCAGCACCUGACGGUGCAGACGAUGCAGGGCGGAGGGCUCCAGCUGGCAGCGACGCCGGGCCAGCAGGCCAUCCAGGUGGACCAGACCCUGACCCUGGAGCUGCAAGGCCAGCCGGGAGAAAAGAAGAGACGCAUGGCCUGCACCUGUCCCAACUGUAAAGACGCAGACAAGAGACCCGGGGAGGUGGGGAAGAGGAAGCACAUCUGUCACGUCCCCGGCUGCGAGAAGACGUUCAGGAAAACGUCGCUGCUCAGAGCUCACGUCCGGCUGCACACCGGCGAGAGGCCCUUCGUCUGCAACUGGGUUUUCUGUGGGAAACGUUUCACACGCAGCGACGAGCUGCAGCGGCACGCCAGAACGCACACAGGAGACAAACGCUUCGAGUGCAGCCAGUGUCAGAAACGCUUCAUGAGGAGCGACCACCUGACGAAGCAUUACAAGACUCACAUAAACACCAAGAACCUGUGAGCUGCCUGUAUGCCGAGCGUAUACGCCAUACGAACUCUCCUGAACUAAAGACUGUGUUAGAGGAAGGAGGAGCUAAAGGAAAAAGGCACCAAGGGAGUGUCUGAGACUUUUACCCCGUUAUGGGAAACGCUCCAAAAACAAGGUCCCUAGACCCCCCCCCUCACUCCUCUAGGACACUGUGUAGCCUGGUGUACAAAGACAUCCUUCCUGGUGGACUUCAAACUGAUCCAGCAAAAUUAUUAAUAAUAGUUUAUCUUUGUUUGUUUUUUUUGUUUGUUUUUCCUCUCUGGUCUGAGUGGAUUACAGAACCGACGGCGUGAGAUGUCGAGGCUUCAGACGCAGAUGCUUAACUCUGCUCGCUUAUUUAUGAACUUCUCUGAACGUACAGAAUUAAUUCAGACUGCAACACCGAGACCACAGGACUCCAGUCGCGGUUUCCCUCUCUUUUAUUUUGUGUUGCUUCCACCAAAUCCUGCUUCUUUUUUGUUUCUUGUGGAAUAUCCGGAGCUCCCAGAAAUUGGCUUUCAACACCAAAAAAGGAAAUGAAAUUCAAACAUAAUUGUUUUAUCAUUUGAACAGAAAUGUGUUUUACCUCAGUGGUUUGGUAAUAUUGUUUAAGGUAUAUGUGUUUUAGCAGGAUUUAUUACCUGUAUACCCCCC
Messenger RNA from Anoplopoma fimbria (sablefish), 2560 nucleotides. It is a transcript of the gene sp2, whose product is annotated as sp2 transcription factor. The transcript is spliced from 8 exons. Gene Ontology annotation, biological process: regulation of transcription by RNA polymerase II. The coding region runs from base 101 to 1900 and encodes 599 amino acids. Lineage: Eukaryota; Metazoa; Chordata; Actinopteri; Perciformes; Anoplopomatidae. Gene Ontology annotation, molecular function: DNA-binding transcription factor activity, RNA polymerase II-specific; RNA polymerase II cis-regulatory region sequence-specific DNA binding. The record is from RefSeq and is a predicted model, not a curated record.